AUGGCUAAGCUAUCUUUGUCAUUUUUGUUGUACGUAUUUGUUCUCUUUUCUUCCGUUUCUUUGUCUUUACAAGAAGUAGAAGAAGAUUCGGGCGGUGACAUCAAUUGGUGGUGCGAGACGACUCCUCAUCCACAACAGUGUAAAUACUUUCUGAGCCGUGGGACCCAUCGAGUCCCAUGUCACAGGAAAGACUUUCGGAUGCUGAUUUUGCAGGUUGCUUUGGAGAAAGCCCAAGAGGCUCAGGCUUGCACUAACGGCCUUAAGGAAAAGUGCAGGAGCAAACGAAAGAAGGCCGUGUGGCUUGACUGUGACAAGCUCGUUAACGACACUAUUCUCCAACUCAACCAAACCCUAAUUGGCCUGAAACACAACCAGAGCUCAGACUUUGAUGCUCAAACUUGGCUCAGUGCCUCCCUCACCAAUCUUGAAACCUGUUUUUCGGGUUCUCGAGACUUUAACUUGACAAACUUCGUGUCUCCGAUUAAAUCCCAUAACCUCACGGAGAUGAUAAGCAACGGUUUGGCGAUAAACCAGUUUUUCGUGAAGCAAAAGUUGGAAAGUAACGAUCAGAAUGAAGAUUUUCCAAGUUGGGUAACAUCCCACGACCGAAAACUGUUGCAAACACCUUCGCUUCGCACGAAGGCUAAUUUGGUCGUGAAUCAAGCACGGGGGAGUAAGUUUCGAACGAUUCAAUCGGCUCUAAAAUAUGCAGCAGGCAUUAACCGUAGAAACAAGAGAUAUAUCAUAUACAUAAGAAGAGGAGUUUAUAGGGAAAACAUUGAAGUUGGAAACAAUCUGAACAACAUCAUGUUUCUUGGUGAUGGAGCAAAAUACACCAUUAUUACCGGUUCCCGGAGCGUCGGCGGUGGUUUCACAACUUAUAGCUCGGCAACCGUCGGAGUUGAUGGCAUUGGAUUCAUUGCCCGUGGCAUAACAUUCCGGAACACCGCCGGACCGGCAAAAAGCCAAGCCGUAGCUCUCCGAUCAUCAUCCGAUCUUUCGGUAUUUUACGCUUGUAGUUUCGAAGGUUAUCAAGACACUCUCUUUGUUCUAGCUCAACGACAAUUCUACAAAUUUUGCUACAUUUAUGGCACCAUCGAUUUCAUAUUCGGGAACGCAGCCGUGGUUUUCCAAAAUUGCAUGAUCUUAGCACGAAGACCGUUGAAAGGACAAGCAAACAUUAUAACGGCUCAAGGCCGUGGCGAUCCGUUCCAGAACACGGGAAUUUCAAUCCAUAAUUGCCGUGUGAUACCAGCACCGGACUUGAGGCCGGUGAUGGGUUCGGUCAAAACGUAUUUGGGCCGCCCAUGGCAAGAAUAUUCGAGGACAGUUUAUAUGAAAACUUUCCUUGACAGUCAUAUUAAUCCACAAGGAUGGUCAUCGUGGGAUAAUACCGAUUUCGCGUUUAAAACGCUGGUUUACGGGGAAUAUGCGUGUUUUGGUCCCGGUUCUUCGACAAGAAGACGUGUGAAAUGGCCGGGAUAUAAAGUUAUAACAAGCAAGAGUGUGGCAUCUCAGUACACGGUGGAGAGGCUGAUCGCCGGCAGGUCAUGGCUGCCGGCCACCGGGAUUCCGUUUAGUCCAGGAUUGUGAGAUGAAUUUUAAGUCAUAUGUGUUAUUUAUUUAUUAAUUAUUUGU
Messenger RNA from Cynara cardunculus var. scolymus (artichoke), 1638 nucleotides. Its product is annotated as probable pectinesterase/pectinesterase inhibitor 33. Gene Ontology annotation, molecular function: pectinesterase inhibitor activity; pectinesterase activity. Bases 1 to 1593 code for a protein of 530 amino acids. The record is from RefSeq and is a predicted model, not a curated record. NCBI's taxonomy places the organism in Eukaryota, Viridiplantae, Streptophyta, Magnoliopsida, Asterales, Asteraceae. Gene Ontology annotation, biological process: cell wall modification. The transcript is spliced from 2 exons.